This is a messenger RNA of Ahaetulla prasina, 2520 nucleotides long. It is a transcript of the gene GINS3, whose product is annotated as GINS complex subunit 3. Gene Ontology annotation, cellular component: GINS complex. Lineage: Eukaryota; Metazoa; Chordata; Lepidosauria; Squamata; Colubridae. Gene Ontology annotation, biological process: mitotic DNA replication initiation. The record is from RefSeq and is a predicted model, not a curated record. The coding region runs from base 211 to 747 and encodes 178 amino acids. The transcript has 3 exons.
CUGGCUAGGGAAUUCUGGGAGUUGAAGUCCACACGUCUUAAAAUUCCCAGAAGGCUCGGCGCCUUCCUUCAGACGGGCGAUGGCGGAUCUGGGCCCCGAUGCGGCCGGUUGGGAUUGGAGUCGGCGGCGCUUAAGGCCAAGCUAGGCCGCGCCUGUCUCCGGCCGGCAGCCUCGCUUGGCAGGCAGAGUCCGGGAAAGAGCUGCCCGCAAAUGCGUCGAAGGCCUCCGCCCAAGGAAGCGGAGUGCUGGCAUUGCGGUCCCCGGGCUCGGAAUCCAGGUGGCUGGGGUUCAAAGUUGGAAAUCCCUCUCUGGUUGGUCAAAGGCUUGUAUGACAAGCGGAGGAUUCUUUCUGUGGAGCUACCAAAGGUUUACAAGGAGAGCUGGCGGACAGUCUUUAAUGCUGAUGCCAGUGUGGUUGACCUGCAUAAACUGGGACCAUAUUACUAUGGAUUUGGGUCCCAGUUACUCAAUUUUGACAAUCCUGAAAAUACUGAAUUAGCUCAGUCCAUACUACAGACAUUUAUUGGCCGUUUUCGUCACAUCAUGGACUCUUCCCAGAAUACUUUCAAUGAGGACACGUCUGCGUUGGUGGCCCGGCUGGAUGAGUUGGAGCGGGCCUUAUUUCAGACUGGCCAGAAGGGACUCCAGGACUUCCAGUGCUGGGAAAUGGGUCAGGCCUCCCAGAUCACAGUGUCUAGCCUCAUCCAGAAUUACAAAAAGAGAAAAUUCACUGACGUGGACAGCUGAGAUCACAAAGUCCGGGAGAGGCCUUGUAGGAAACACUUGUGGAUUUUGUGGAUACUCGGGUUCAGGCGCUGAGAAGAAGCAAUGUUCACGUAUCCAAUUAAAAUUAUUUCCAGUAGAAAUAUUUGAGAUUGGAUGCAAAAGAACAUUCUGCCUCUGAAUGAAUAGAUACAGCAGCAACAACAAAUUGUUUUGGGAAAUAACAUUUCAAUGUUUCUAUUUGAUUUUUUAUUUUAAUAAUUUAAAGAAGGACUUUAGAAAUGGAAGGAAUAAUUAGCUAUUGUCCAGCAAGUUUUCUGUAGCAAUAAUUGGAAUGUAAGCAUAUAGCUAUCCUUUUUUAGUCCCUGUUUUCUGUUACUUGCCAGUAAAGUGGCCUUUCCGAGGACCAUCAGAACAGGUCCAAGGAGUGGAGCUUGUGUCUUCGCACUCACAAAGAUGAUUAGAAAUGCAGCCUUCUUAAAAGAAAGUCUCUGAGCUGCAGUUCUGUGACUACAUCCAGGGUCUGAGGGCAAAUUCUUCCCCCUGUUAAAGAGCUGCCUCUUGGGGUUUAAUAGAGUUCUUUGUCAAUGCCAUCUUCAUCACUAAAUUUAUAUGUUGCCAGACUCCCAGCCACUUUGGGCAGUUGACCCUUGUUAAAAAUACUUAAAAAUAAAAGUGAGAAGAAAACUCACAAAAACACAGCAUCAGACAAAAUGAUGAUGGUAAAGACAAUAAACCUAAAGAGGAGCAGCAAAUAAGAAAGUGAAGUUGGUUGUCCUUGCCAAUGGCCAGUCUUUAAGGCUCUGGGAAAUAGCAGCAGUGUGGGAGCCAUUCAAAUUCUGGGGGGAACUUCAUUCCAGGGUUGCCACAGAGAAAGUGCACUUCCAGGCACCAGAAAAUGGCAUUGUUUAAUUGACGGAAACUGGAGCGUGUCAAUCCUGUUAGAACAAACCAGCUGGGCAGAUACAGUGGGAAACUGGUGGUUCAUCAAGAGAGGCCCCAAACCAUGUAUAGAACCAUGGAACAUGGGCUUGAGAUGGACUAUUUAUAAACUUGAGUCUGAGCCAAGGAGCAGUUGUUAAUCCUGUCUGACAGAUAAUAGAUCACAUAAUAGACCAUGUGAAAACUGUGUGGAACCUUUUCUUUUAAAGACUUGUAUUAAAUAUGAAAAAAAAACAAUUAAGUCAAUUGUUUCUUUGUGUAUUAUUUAUCAACCCACUCCAAAACAGCGAGUUAGCAGAAUAACAGAAUAACAGAGUUGGAAGAGACCUUGAAGGUCUUCUAGUCCAAUCUCCUGCUCAAGCAGGAGAACCUAUAUUAUUCCAGACAAAUGGUCGUCCAGUCUCUUCUUAAAAGCCUCCAGUGAUGGACCACCCACAACUUCUGAAGGCAAGCUGUUCCACUGGUUAAUUCUACCUUCUAUUAGGAAAUUUCUCCUUAAUUCCAGGUUGUUUCUCUCCUUGAUUAGUUUCCAUCUGUUGCUUCUAGUCCUGUCUUCUGGUGCUUUGGAGAAUAGGUUGACCCCCUCUUCUUAGUGGCAGCCCCCCAAAUAUUGGAAGACUGCUACCUCUAGUCCUUCUUUUCACUAGAUUAGACAUAACCCAAUUCCUGCAACCGUUGUUAAUAUGCUUUGAUCUUCAGCCCCCUAAUCAUCUUUUUUGCUCUUUUCUGCACUCUGCAGAGUCAACAUCUUUUUUAUAUUGUGGCGACAAAAACUGGAUGCAAUAUUUCAAGUGUGAUCUUACCAAGUUAUUACAAAGAGGUAUUAUAAAAACUUCAACAUCUUAUAUGUUCCAA